GAGGACAACAAAAUGCAACUGAAUUUUUCUUGGAUUAUAAAACUAUGGAAUCAAACAAAGACAGACAAGACGCCAGCUUCAAAUUCCAUUGCUUUGCUGGACUUGAAUGAGCAUUGUUUGCGACAUAUUGGACGUUUUCUGUCAAUGGAAGAUGCCUAUUCGUUUGGACAUACCUGCACACAACUGUUUGAAAUUAUGUCGAAAUUACGCGUACCCGUGACGAUAAGGGAUUCGAAUGAUUUCAGAUAUCUGACUUUUUUUAAAGCAGCAGCUAGCGAUUUGACGGUGGACACGACAGCAGAGGGUCGAAAAUCCACUGAUCUUAAUCAAAGAAAAUUGUUAUCAAUCAUGGAAACGUGUCCGAAAAUCACCAAUUUAAAAUUAUUGUCCUUAAAUUCAAUUAUUCUGAGUAGCAAAUGGUUCAACAACAUUGCUCAUAAAUUAUUACAUCUGUCCUUGAUAGAAGUACCUAAAAUCUGUUGGCCGAAGUUUAUUGAAUCAAUGAGAGAAUGUGAAAAUCUUACCAAUCUCUACAUUGCAGAUUAUGAAGAAACUUUCAGGUUUUAUUCGGAUGAGCUGGAAGAGCUAUUUUCCAUUGAAUUCCCCAAAUUAAAAGUUUUCUGUUUCGAUGCUCUUUUCGACAGUACAUUUGUACCAAUAAACACAUUACUCCGUCACAAUAAUCGAUUGAAAUCAAUUGAAAUAGCUGCACCUUUAUUUGAAGUGUAUCUGGAUGCUUUACUAUUGUGUCCAAACUUGGAAAAAGUCACACUUCAUCACGAAAAAUCAGUGGUGGAAGUAAAUUUGAUGGCAAAGUUAUUGGCUCUAAAUAAAUUACCCGCGUUAAAGUAUACAUCAUUGAAGUUUCCUAUGCAUGUUAACACAAGCCUAACACCAAUGGUACAACGGAUCCAAUCUAUAAAAGAACUGAUUAUAACGUGUACGCUAUGUGAAAAUUUCAUUCAAGAUAUUUUUCGCUGUCCCCAAAUCACAUCGUUGCAAUUAAUUAUUUUGUUACCUCUCAACACUACGUCCCUCAUUUCCUUCAUAAAAGAUGUAUUUUUAUCUCGGAACGGGUUUCCGAAAGUUGUACAACGAUUACGAUAUCAUGAGCAGAGUUUAAAAAAAUUAACGAAAUUAGACCUAUCCCACGUCAUAACUAUCAUCGUCACAAACAAUGAUUUAACUGAGUUCAUCAAAUUCAUAAUAAAUUGUCCAAAAAUUGAAUUGAUCGAAUUUGAUCGCUGCUUUCCUAUUGAUCGCUUUUACAAACAACUAUUGAAAUACGAAAAGAAUUUCGGCCACCAUGCCAGAGAAAAGACAUUGCAUUUGACGAUUGAUUCCAUGCAAUGGAUUCCUGGCUAUUCCGAUGGUAGACGAACUCAUAACAUUAUCGUAGAAGACCGUCAUGGUCAUGAAGUCAACAAAUCAAUUUCUAGCAUUAUCUGGUGUGUUUACGAGAACAUAUUUCGUGAAACACCAUUAUUAUCUCUAUGCAUGGCCUUUUUUGCAAUUAAUAAUUUGAUAAUCAAUUUAGUAUAG
Molecule: messenger RNA, 1542 nt
Organism: Bradysia coprophila
Lineage: Eukaryota; Metazoa; Arthropoda; Insecta; Diptera; Sciaridae
Source: RefSeq, a predicted model, not a curated record